CUUGCUCGCGCCCAACUUGCGCGUCCGCCCUCGCCUGCUAUGUCCCGUCCAAAUGAUGACAGGAACCAAGAGGCGACAGUCUAUCUCGGUAACCUAGACGAACGAUGUUCAGACGCGCUCGUUUGGGAGCUCAUGCUCCAGGCCGGACCAGUCGUCAACGUUCAUCUUCCCAAGGACCGUAUUUCAAUGGCCCACCAAGGAUAUGGCUUCUGUGAGUUCCUCACGGAGGAGGAUGCAGAGUACGCAUGCAAAAUCAUGAACCAGAUUAAGCUGUGGGGAAAGCCUAUACGAGUGAACAAGGCCUCGUCAGACAAGAAGCAGCUCGACGUCGGAGCGAACCUGUUCAUUGGGAACUUGGAUGACAAUGUCGACGAGCGGUUAUUGUACGACACAUUCAGCGCAUUCGGUCUCAUGGCUACGACUGCCAAGAUCGCCCGCGACCCCGGCUCCGGCAUGUCCAAGGGCUACGGCUUCGUCUCCUACAUCGACUUCGAAUCCUCAGACGCCGCCGUCGAAGCCAUGAACGGCCAAUACCUCAUGAACAAGCCCCUCACCGUGCAAUACGCGUUCAAAAAGGACGGCAAGGGCGAGCGCCACGGCACGUCCGCCGAGCGCACGCUCGCCGCGCAGGCGCGCAAGAACAACGCGCUCCCGCCGAACCGCCCCGGCGCGCCAUUCCACGGCUCGUACCAGGGCCAGUUCGCGGGCGCGCUCGCGGCGCCGCCUGCCCAGCCCGGGCCCGGUGGUAUGGCCCCGCCCAUGGCGCCCCCGCCUGGGUUUGCGCCGCAGCAGACGGUCGUGCCGGGGCAGGGGAUGCCGCAGAUGAUGGGCAUGCCGCCGCCUGGGAUGGGGAUGCCUAUGGGGAUGCCACCACCGCCGCCGCCUAUGGGGGGUAUGCAGCCGCAGGGGAUGUUUCCUCCUGGUGGAUUCCCGCCACCCCCGCCGCCUGGGUUUGGGCAGGGCAUGCCUGGGGGUGGGAUGCCUCCACCUAUGCAAUAUCAGCAGUAGCUUGAGUCGGCUGUGUUGCUUCAAAAGUACUGGAUGAUCGAUGUUGUAUUCGUU
Molecule: messenger RNA, 1062 nt
Organism: Coniophora puteana RWD-64-598 SS2
Lineage: Eukaryota; Fungi; Basidiomycota; Agaricomycetes; Boletales; Coniophoraceae
Product: RNA-binding domain-containing protein
Exons: 5
Coding region: 40-1008 (322 amino acids)
Biological process (GO): positive regulation of mRNA splicing, via spliceosome
Cellular component (GO): nucleolus; U12-type spliceosomal complex
Molecular function (GO): RNA binding
Source: RefSeq, a predicted model, not a curated record